Messenger RNA from Coregonus clupeaformis (lake whitefish), 12088 nucleotides. Its product is annotated as chromodomain-helicase-DNA-binding protein 2-like. Gene Ontology annotation, cellular component: nucleus; chromatin. The transcript has 41 exons. Lineage: Eukaryota; Metazoa; Chordata; Actinopteri; Salmoniformes; Salmonidae. Gene Ontology annotation, biological process: nucleosome organization; regulation of transcription by RNA polymerase II. Gene Ontology annotation, molecular function: chromatin binding; ATP hydrolysis activity; histone binding. The record is from RefSeq and is a predicted model, not a curated record. Bases 4812 to 10271 code for a protein of 1819 amino acids.
UUGAACGGUAGUGUAUAUACUGUUCAAGAAUUAUUGAAUUUAAUAUAGGGCUUUGCAACACAUUAUGUAAUAAGUGUCUACUGAAAUGUUUAGUGAAAUAUACAGGACAGGAGGAAUUAACAACAACUUCAAGUGUGUUUGAUAUUCAAAACUACAAACUAUUUCACUAAUGACGUUUGUUUACAUCUUGCCGUUAAAUGGUCUUCAUAAACACAACAUUUCUUAGGAGGAACAAAAAAGGUGUAUUUAAAUGCAUAACAGACAUAAAUAACCCUUUGAGGAUAAAUAUUUGGAUAAUACAUUUACGUCAUUUAGUAGACGCUCUUAUCCAGAGCGACUUAGUGAGUGCAUACAUUUUCAUACUGUAGGAGAAUCUUGCAACAAUGUAUCCUUCCUCCUCGUUGUAACUAACAUUCGAUACAUUUCAAAAUGUCGAGCACAAUGUUGCAUAUUGACUUCAAUGAAUAGAUUCAUUGUAAUUAUGUAAACCUUCAGAGUAGAGUUUCUGCUACCCAGAAUGCUGGUGUGUUUUAGAGGAAGUUGUAUGCGCUUACGUUGAAAAAGAGGGGCAGAGCUGUAUUGAAUAGGAUAACAGUUCAGGCAGACGUAAGGAGAAGGACAGACCGAAGAGACGAGACUCCAGCACAGUAUGGCAGAGAGAAGGACAACUGUCAGGGAGAAGAUCCCGAUAAAAUACAAAAAUCAGCAAGUAAUGCGGCGGCCGCGCGGGUAGAAGACAAGGGAUGGCGCCCGCCUCACAUAUGGGAACCAUUGAAGAUAGAAAAAUGGGCUGAAAGAAGAAUACCAAUGUUUUGAUAUUUGAAAAAAUUUUGUCAUCCGGACGAUCCACCAAAUUGAUGACUAGGGGGAUUGGAAUGACCAAGACUUAAUCAAGGCAUGAACUGUGCCAUUCCCUCCCAAUGAAAUAAGAAGACAGCUAUGUGAUCCUCCAAAAACUAACUUUGUCACCUGCUGGUCAAGAACUGACAUCUUGAGUCGGAACCUGCCCCUUGUUUAUCUUGGUUCAUGUGAAUGUGUAAUCCAUUUUGAGAAAAAAAUGUUUUUAUUCACAUACCACAUGCCGAUUUUGUGAUUUCAUCUCUUCCUUGGUGAAUCUCUGCUGGUCAUGUGUGGAAGUUUUGGAGGCAGGGUGCAUGCAGAUGAAGCACAUUUUAGCAUAUUUUGUGCAGUUUAACUCAUGCAUGAUUACUAUUGUUGUAGUUUUGUGCUUCGUUUACAAAUCAAGCUGCAAUAGUUUAGAUACAACCGUAAUGGUUCAGCAAUGUCAGUUGUCCAAAAGUGUUGGAAAAGGAACUUUGCAGGAUUAUGAGAUUAACUCAUGCCAACGUGUGCUCAAUUUGAUUCCUGUGGACCCCCUAAUGGACAGUUUAAGUAGUUUUGCCAAGCCUGACAGCAAAAUAAUAAUAAACCGUAUCAAGUUAAUGUUACCAAUUUAUUUUAUAUCUAAAGAACAUGGUGUAAUCACAGAAGUAGAUCUAAUGUCACCAAUGUAUUUUAUAUCUAAAGAACAUGGUGUAUUCCCAGAAGUAGAUCACAAACCAUGGCACGGGUUGCAUAAUUCGUUUUUAAAAUCGGAUACUUUUCAAAGAAAUAACUCAUUUACAUGAUCCACAUUCAAAUAUAAGUUAUACUGAACUGUGAUACGUUUCGAUUAACAGGCGUGUUAGAACAUUCCAUUUGCUUAGCUUUUACUUGUGCAUGCAAUUUUGUUGUAUUUCCUGUUUUGUCUUUGUUGCUGUUUCCAAUUAUUCAGCUGUAAAAUGUGUUGAAUGGUUGCUAUUAAAUUGCAUAAUGCUGCAUUCAUGUGCGCUCUGAAUGAUCGGAAAUUCAAGAUUGGGAUAUAUCUGUAAAGCUCCCGGAAUCGCCGUAAUUACGAGUUUCCGACAUCCAAAACCGAUCACAAUAAGCUCCCAAGUAGGAAAUAUUAGUUGUACUCCCGAGUUUCCCGGUUCAGAUAGUUUUGAGUUUCCUACUUCUGGGGAGCAGUUGAACGAAGCAUACAAAUAUUUGACAUCCAUGUCAUCGUUAAAACACUAUCGCGAGAAUCCGCCUUUAGUAAAGGGUUUAACCAAUUUUUUUGUUUUGUUGUGGAAAUUUGAACAGAACGCUUGCAUUACUUUUAGUAUUCCAUAUAAAUAUUUAUUCACUUCAUUGUCUUACGUUCAUGUUUGAAAAGCAUGAGCAUCUCUGUUCGUGUUUUAAAAGCGAUAAAUUGCACUAGUAAAAGGGCACACAAUGCCAUUUGGGCAAAUGGGGCAGAAUGCUGAAAUAUUUACAUUUUGUCCGAUCAGUUUGCAAAUUACCUGUUUAUAUGUAUGGGGAUUAAGGAUUCAGACAUUUAUUAUUUUUUUCUUCGAUUAAUUGCGAUAUUUGUCAUCGCAUACUGCAGUAAUACAGACAUUUUAACUUCUGGGUUUCAUUACCAACUAGACUUUUAGCUAGCUAUUCAGUAUUGGAAUCUUUUGUGCCGUUAUUGAAGCUAUUUUUGCCGGAAAAUUCCAACUGAUGGGUUUGGACAAAAGUUCAUUCUUAAAUGUAAUUGGGUUUUUUGACUCAUUUCCUCUUUAUUUCUUAAUUCCAUUAAAGACCCCAUUCUACUGGACAUUGAAGUGGAGACAACUGCUUUGUCAUCAAGAUGGCGAAUGUGAUUUGGGAGCUAAUUGGAUUUUUGAAACGCUGACUGCUUGGAUUUUUCUGGAUUUUAUUUGACUGGAAAAGAUGCAUCAAUUGCAAUUACUUAAACUUUUACAUGGACUCUUGUACUUUGGAUGUGCUGGGGAUUAUUUGGACUCAAUUGUUUGAAUAGGCCAUUGUAAUAGUUGCUUUUACUGCAUUCAAUUACAGAGUACUUUUCUACUUCUGUGAUUUCCUAAUGUGCUGUUAUUUAUAUUAAAUAAAAAUGUUUUUCACUAUUCUGACUCUUUGAUUGAUCAAUAUGCUACCCAAGAUUGUUACGAGACUAUAUUGUCUAUUCGCUAAAUGUGAAAAUUCUAAGUACAAACUUUGAAUCAAUUUUACGAAAAUGUAAUGAAGUUUCUGGUAUUUUCUGGGGCUGCUGAAUGCCUCCUGUUACUGGAAGGUAUGAUAUAUUUGCCUUGUAAAGGAAUACAAUGUUAAAUUACAUAAAUAGUGCUAGCUAGUAAGUACUAGCUUUACGUAGGAUCGAGGGAUAUGGUAGAAGGUAAAUGCAAGUGUAACAGUUUACGCAACUUUUUAUUUCGGAAUCUUCACACACCUAUUACGCUAAAAUUUUUUGCUUAAGUUUUUCGUUACUUGUCUCCAUCUCGAGCAAUACUUGGCAACCUACCUUUUUUGUACCACUACAUCCCUGGUGGGAUAAUAUCAUUUCAAGUUUAUUACAUCAUACACUUUUGGUACAACUUAUACACUUUAGGUAGGACUUCUGUCCACAAAAUCUGACUUUCGUGAUUAGCAACACACACAAAAAUACUGAAGUCAAGUUAAAGGGUAUGGCGAAGUGGCUGGCUAAUCCAUACUAUUAAUUCAACCAAUAAGAGUUAUACAUUGCAGUUCUACAUAGCGCUACAUAAUACAAAGAGUUAAAACAGCUUUUGGCAAGAACUGAAAUGGUCCAAGGUUCUUUGCCUCUAAAAUGGCUCCUAAAGUCUUAUUUCCUGUCUGAACAGGAAGUGAUGGGUCUCAGUGUUUUUAAAAUAUAUUUUUAAUAAUGUUGUUCAACUUCAAACCUCUGUUUCAACAUGGAUCUGACUUUGGCAAAGGCUAUCCUCUUGAAGUGAAGCAAAGUUUUUAAAAAGUUUUUAAAAUAAAAAUGUAAUAAAGUUAUGCCGUUUUUAUACAAAAUAAAGGGGGUGGGACUUUGGGACAUCACCUGAGUGUGGGGUAAAUAGAAAUAACGUCAAUCAAAGGCAAAGCUUUCAGAGCUAGGAAGGAGCUCUAGAUGGCGGAUGAGCCUUGGGAAGGGGAACAAUUAACUGGGCUUUCGUCAGUCCUUUUCUUUUUCAUGACAUCAAGCUGGAAUAUGGCGCUCUAUUAAUAUUUUUUUUACUUAAAAUAACAAUUAUUACUAUAGUGAACAGUAGAUUAGGUUUUCUGCGGUAUUUAAUGCGUUUUUCGUCGUGUAGAUCCGUUAUGCAGCGUGUGUGCGCGAGUCGUUGUUUUCUCUGCCUAGGUUUGGCAGCCAUGGCGCCCCUCCAUUUUUAGUGUGCUCUGUGAAGAGCUAUAGCCUGUCGUCUCACUAUCACUUUUGUUGUCUUCAUUAUCCUAUUGUCAACAUUUAGUUUUUCGUGCCUAAUGUUUAUUUUCAUUCAACCUUUUUAUAUGCCAUUUAUUUUCAUUUUAAUGUCAUAAGUAUUAAAUAGUCUGUACUUUUGCGGAUGUGAAUCUAACUUCAUUAUACCUUCCUGUACAUGGAAUAGGUAUGUUAGCGUUUUAUAAUACCUAAGUUGCCUACAAUCGGUUGUUAUUUUAUCACAUUUUAGUCGUCCUUUGUCUGAUGACGCAGUUAGAAUUCGUGCAUGUGGCUCGAUCGGUGAAUCUAAUUGAAAUACACUAAACACUUGGCUUUUUUAUAACAUAAUGUCAUCAGUUGUUAUUUAUAAAUCGACAAUGUAUAUAUUAAUAUAAAUGCCAGUUUUAAACGUCCGACACAAUGCUGUUGUCUGUUAUUUCAUAACGUCAACGCUUUUACUGUCUUCUGAGCAAAAACAAUCUUAUGGGACUUUUAUGAUAGUUCAUCCCUCUUCUAACUUUUGACAGUAAAUACCAGGACAUAAGAUCAUCAAAUCAAACGUUUUCAAGAUAAAACGACGAUGAAGAAUAAGAAUAAAAAGCAAGAAAAUGAAGGUUCGACUCAAAGCAACGCAUCAAGCAAUUCGGCCUCAGAAGACUCGAACCACUCUGGGUCGGAGUCUGGGAGUCAGUCGGAGAGUGAACAGGGCAGGGAGAGGAGAAGAUCGCACCACUCUGGAGAGUCCAACAGUUCCUCUGAAUCUGGGAGCCAGUCCGGGUCUCAGAGUGAAUCCCAGCAGGCCUUAGCAGAGGUCAACGACAAACCACCAGUUAAAAAGAAAGACAAUCUGGCAGAUGUAAAGAAGAUGUGGGAAGAGCAUCCAGAUGUCUAUGGGGUCAGGCGAUCAAAUCGCAGUAGGCAAGAACCUGCUCGUCUCAAUAUUGGAGCUGGGGGUAGCAGUGACUCAGAAGGUGAAUGUCCUAAAAGAAAAGUACCACGACAAAAGAAGAAAGAAAAUACCUGGAAAGGUGAUGACUCGGAUGAUGAUGAUGAUGAUGAUGAUGAGGAGGAGGAGGAGCAGGAAGAUGAUGAUGCCAGCAGUGCAGACAGUGAGCAUGAAGAGAAAAAAGUUAGAUCCAGACGACUUCCUGCUAGAAGACCACAGACCAAAUCAUCUACAAUCAAAAAACAGCAGCCUCCGAAGGGAAGGAAAACCAGGAAACAAGAGUCAUCUGUGGAGGAAGAUGAUGAUGACGACGAUGAUGAAGAUACCCCAAAGAGACAAACCCGGCGAAGGCUGGCUGCCAAAGUCAGUUACAAGGAGGACCAGAAUGACUUUGAGACGGAUUCUGACGACCUGAUAGAGAUGGAGGGAGCUGAGGUAGAGCCGGAAGAUGACAGUGAGACCAUUGAGAAGAUCAUGGACACCAGAACAGGCAAAAAAGGAGCCUGUGGUGCUUCCACUACCCAGUAUGCUGUGGAGGAAAAUGGGGAUCCAGGAGCAGACUUUGACCCUGAGAAGGAUGAAGGAGAGACCCAUUACCUGAUCAAGUGGAAAGGCUGGUCCUAUAUCCACAACACCUGGGAGAGCAUCGACUCCCUCCCUCAACAGAAGGUCAAGGGACUCAAGAAACUAGAGAACUUCAAGAAGAAAAACAGUGAGCUCAAUGCUUGGUUGAACAAAGCAUCCCCUGAGGAUUCAGAAUACUACAACUGCCAACAAGAGCUAACCACUGACUUAAAUAAGCAGUUCCACAUUUUGGAAAGAGUCAUUGCGACUAAAACCGGGAAGACACAGGGACCCUCUGAUUUCCCCUCUCACAGCCACAAGAAUGCGUCGUCGUCCAAUGAGCCUGAGUACCUGUGUAAGUGGAUGGGCCUGCCCUAUUCAGAGUGCAGCUGGGAGGAUGGAGCUCUGCUGGGGAAGAAGUUCCAGCACUGUAUAGACAGCUUCACCAACAGGAACUCCAGCAAAACAGUUCCCUCCAAAGACUGCAAAGUGAGUGAGGUGUUGAAACAGAGGCCCAGAUUUGUUGCACUAAAGAAGCAGCCAUCGUACAUUGGGGAUGAGAACCUGCAGCUGAGAGAUUACCAGCUAGAUGGACUGAACUGGCUGGCUCACUCUUGGUGCAGGUGCAAUAGUGUGAUCCUGGCUGAUGAGAUGGGUCUGGGGAAAACCAUCCAGACCAUCUCGUUCCUGUCCUACAUGUUCCACCAGCACCAGCUGUAUGGGCCCUCCCUGGUGGUGGUGCCCCUGUCCACCCUCACCUCCUGGCAGAGAGAGUUUGACACCUGGGCCCCCGACAUGAACGUGGUGGUCUACCUGGGAGAUGUGAUGAGCAGAAAAUCGAUCCGUGACUAUGAGUGGGUAUGCCAUCAGACAAAGAGAAUAAAGUUCAAUGCACUUAUAACCACGUAUGAAAUUCUACUGAAAGACAAGGCAGUGUUGGGGAACAUAAACUGGGCCUUCCUGGGUGUGGACGAAGCUCACAGGCUGAAGAAUGACGACUCCCUGUUGUACAAAACCCUGAUCGAGUUCCGGUCCAACCACAGACUUCUAAUCACAGGGACGCCACUGCAGAACUCUCUCAAAGAGCUGUGGUCCCUUCUGCACUUCCUCAUGCCUGACAAGUUUGAGAAUUGGGAAGAUUUUGAAAGCGAGCAUGGUAAAGGGACUGACAAUGGCUACCAGAGCCUCCACAAAGUCCUUGAGCCCUUCCUCCUGAGGCGUGUCAAGAAGGAUGUGGAGAAAUCCCUGCCUGCUAAGGUAGAACAGAUCCUUCGUGUGGACAUGUCCGCCGUGCAGAAGCAGUACUACAAGUGGAUUCUGACCAGGAACUUCAGAGCCCUGCAGAAAGGCACCCGAGGCAGCUCCUCUGGUUUCCUCAACAUCGUCAUGGAGCUAAAGAAGUGCACUAACCAUGGUUUCCUCAUCAAGCAGCCCGAGGAGGAGUGUGACACUCAACAGGAGCACCUGCAGGCGUUGGUGAGGGGCAGUGGGAAGCUGGUGCUACUGGACAAGCUGCUGACCAGACUUCGGGAGAGGGGCAACCGAGUCCUCAUCUUCUCCCAGAUGGUGCGGAUGUUGGACAUCCUGGCUGAGUACCUGGCCCUGAAGCGCUACCCAUUCCAGCGCCUGGACGGUUCCAUAAAGGGAGAAAUACGAAAACAGGCACUUGACCACUUUAAUGCUGAAGGCUCUGAGGACUUCUGUUUUCUGCUAUCCACCAGGGCUGGAGGGCUGGGGAUCAACCUGGCAUCUGCAGACACUGUGGUCAUCUUUGACUCUGACUGGAAUCCUCAGAACGACCUGCAGGCUCAGGCCAGGGCUCACAGGAUUGGCCAGAAGAAACAGGUGAAUAUCUAUCGCUUGGUCACAAAAGGAUCUGUGGAGGAAGACAUUAUUGAGAGAGCCAAGAAGAAGAUGGUUUUGGACCAUCUUGUUAUUCAGAGAAUGGACACCACUGGUCGAACUGUACUGGAUAACAACUCUGGAAAUUCUAAUUCCAACCCAUUCAACAAAGAUGAGUUGACUGCCAUCCUGAAGUUUGGAGCUGAAGAUCUUUUCAAAGAGGCAGAGGGAGAGGAGACUGAACCUACGGAGAUGGAUAUUGAUGAGAUCUUGCGGUUGGCUGAAACCAGAGAAAGCGACCAGGGAUCAAGUGCCACAGAUGAGCUUCUCUCUCAGUUCAAGGUGGCCAACUUCUCCAACAUGGAGGAGAGUGCUCCAGACCUGGUGGAGCGGACGGUGCCUGACUGGGACGACAUCAUCCCUGAGGACCAGAGGCGGAAGCUGGAGGAGGAGCAGAAGCAGAAGGAGAUGGAGGACGUCUACAUGCUGCCCAGGAGCAGGAGCUCCAAUAAAAGGGCCCAGGCCAACGACAGUGACAGUGACGUUGGCUCCAAGCUGAAGCACCGCUCUUCAGGCUCUGAGAGCGAGACUGACGACAGCGGUGAUGACAAGAAGCCAAAGAGGAGAGGCAGGCCCAGAGCCCGCAAGAACAACGUGGAGGGUUUCACUGAUGCAGAGAUCCGCAGGUUUAUCAAGGCUUACAAGAAAUUUGGAGCUCCGCUUGAAAGGCUAGAGUGCAUUGCCCGGGACUCUGAGCUGGUGGAAAAAUCUCAGGCAGACCUGAAGAGACUGGGAGAGCUGAUCCACAACAGUUGUGUGACGGCUGUCCAAGAGCACGAAGAGCACCUCAGAGAGAACCCCAGUGAAGCCAAAGGUCCUGGGAAGCGCAGAGGUAUAAACAUCAAGAUCUCAGGAGUGCAGGUCAAUGCCAAGUCCAUCAUUCAGCAUGAGGAGGAGUUUGAGCCACUGCACAAAGUUGUGCCAGCUAAUCCUGCUGAGAGAAACAAGUUCCAACUGACCUGCAGAGUGAAGGUGCCUCACUUUGACGUGGACUGGGAUCUGCAGGAUGACACUCAACUGUUGCUGGGGGUCUAUGAGCAUGGCUACGGCAACUGGGAUCUGAUGAAGACAGAUCCGGAUCUCAAACUUGCAGACAAGAUUCUCCCCGGUGACCCAGAAAAGAAACCCCAAGGGAAGCAGUUGCAGGGCAGAACAGACUACCUUCUGAAGAUGUUGAAGAAAGAAGUGGACAGUAACGAUGUCACUAAGGAGGAGGCCAAAGUGAGGAAGAGGAAGCCUCGGGUGAAGAAAGAGAACAAGGCCCCUAAAGAUGAGCAGGGCAAUGACAUCUCCUCCCCUCGCCUGUCAGACAACCCCUCCGAGGAAGGGGAGGUGAGGGAUGACGGGACAGAAAAAACUCCCACAAAGAAGAGACAGAAGAAGAAGGAUAACAAAGAGAACAAAGAAAAACAGGGAACUCCUAAAAAAGAGAAAGAGGUGGACAAAGACAAAAAACGUCCCAAGACAAAAAAAGAAAAGGCUAAAGGAGCCAAAGGGAAGAAGCCCCAGGGGCCGGUCCACAUUACUGCUGGGAGUGACCCUGUUCCCAUUGGAGAGGACGAUGACGAGCUGGACCAGGAGACCUUCAGCAUAUGUAAGGAGCGCAUGAGGCCGGUGAAGAAGGCCCUGAAACAGCUGGAUAAGCCUGACGAGGGCCUGUCUGUUCAGGAGCAGCUCCAACACACACGCACCUGCCUGCUGAAGAUAGGAGACCGCAUCACUGAGUGCCUUAAAGCCUACAGCGACCCAGAGCAUGUCAAAACAUGGCGUCGGAAUCUCUGGAUAUUUGUGUCCAAGUUCACGGAGUUCGGCGCGAGGAAGCUUCACAAGCUGUACAAGAUGGCUCAGAAGAAGCGGUCUCAGGAGGAGGAGAAGGAGCAUAGAAAAAAGGGGGAUGACCCGUCGGGCAGGAAGAAGCCUUUCAGAGCAGAGCCGUCAGGUUCCAGUCGAGACUCCACCAGCACCCAGCCAUCGUCUAAGUCUCAUCCAGGCAUGCCUCGCCCCUCUCCCACAUCCCCCCAUGGUCACCACAGAGAAGGCUACAACAAGUCCAACAACAGACACUUUGGAAAUGAUGAUCGAGGAGAUUGGCAGAGAGAUCGUAAAUACAACUACCCUGGAAAUAGCAACCAGUCCUGGCAAGGCGAGCGACAUCAUCCAUAUGAUGCCCAUCGGUAUAAGGACCAUCACUAUGGCGACCGUCGUCCACGUGAAGACUCCUACCGCAGCAGCUCUAGUAGUUACCGUAGCGGUAGCAGCAACUCCCCUCGGAAGAGGCCAUAUGACCAGUAUGACAACGACCAGGAUCACAGGGACCGGCGGGCAUAUUACGACAGACAUCCAGACGCGAAGCGGAGACGCGGCGAUGACUUCCGUCCUCCCCAAGACUUCAGGAGUGGAGGAGGCCAUCCCCAGGACUUCAGGGGGAGGAUGCUGGAGCAAAGGGGGCCGACAGGGCCAGAACACUUCACCCGGCCCUAUCCAGACAACAAACCCCCUCCCCUGCUGGACCCACGGUCCUCACAGGCUCAGAAGUCCCCCCAGGACUCACGCUCGCCAACCGCAGAGCGGACUGCAGAGCAGAAAGCAGCUGGGGCUGAUUUAAACUGGAACAACAGGAUGACAUGAGGCCUGUCACUGAAGGGAAAGGUGUUUUGUCCAGGUGAGGAACACUGUGGGAACUCCACAUGCUGCUGAAGGACAGGUCUGGGCUGGCUACUCACUGGUUCGCUUGGCCAGACAUACCCUCACAGUCGGAAACGGAAUUGACAAAUACUCUGUUUACCAGAAAACACCAAACUCUCCAAACCCCUCCCCCAGGUGUGACUGUGGUAACGACCUUUGUCUGUGCCCAUGUAGAAAAGAGUUCAGCAUCCUGAAAUAUGUAUCACACAAAGAAACGUUUUUUCUUUAGUUGAAAUGACAGAUGAUCAGUCAGUGUGAUUGCUGAGUCUGUAGAAUGCCUAUGGAUAGUUAGUCCCAUGGACUAUUAUGUGGGGAAAGAUUACGAUGCCGGAAAGGUUGAUGAUGUUGACUGAUCUGGAAACAUUAAAGUGUCUGAAGUAUUUGGCCUUUUAAAUGUUAGCGGUAUGGGAUUAUUCCCAAAUACUUUUAUUUUUUGUGUUUAGCUUUAUGCCAUUAUAAUAAUAAAAUGAAUGUUGAUCAUGAUGUCAUCCGUACCUUCAAAUGUUUAUUCAUCUUGACCUGGUUAUGAAACUAUCAUAAUUUCAUAGAGAGAUGCACCUUCUUCCCCAAAUCAAAAUAAGUGCAUCUUUCUGUCUAAAUUGAAGACGAAUAGGAAGUUAGUCAAGCCAGUACCAAGUUCUCAAAAUUACUAUUUAAAAUGUUUAAUGAGCAUUUGUCAUUAGUGUUGAUAAUCAUUCUUCUGUAAAGACAUUCAUCAUUGCCAUUUUCUUUUUUGUUUAUGAUAACCACUGACCCACUAAUAAGUUAAGGACCUAAUGAGAAGGACAUGUUAAUAAACAGUAUUUAAGGUAAUUCCUUGUGCAAAGCUUCAGAAGAACACUAUGACUAUGUUUAUGCGAUCCCUAACAACAUUUAUUUGUAGAUGUGCAAAGAAUUAGCCAUUUCAACCAUAUUUCUCUCUGUCUUAUGUAUGAAUGGUACUUUUGCAUCUUACAUUGCACUAUUAGUACUGCACUCUACCAGUUUAUUCCACCCAUAAAAGUAUUGAGCUAUGUUUGAGAAGACUCUGGAAAUCAUUUUUUCAUUUUUUUAUAGUUAAAAGGUUGUGUGAUUCCCAGCGACUGCAUAACCACUGGUAGAUUUUCUAAGGGACUCUUGAGUGUUUACGGAUGUGGUUAAUGACAAGCUGUUAUUGGUCAGUCUGUUUUAGUGCCAAACCAGAGACUGGCCCUGCUCUGGUUCUUCUGAUUGCUGGUGUUUUGGUGUGCUUCUCCAUUUGUGCCUUAUUUCUGUGUAUAUGUUCAUACUGUAUAUCCCACUGGACACAGAUGUCAAUUCAACUUAAUUUCAUUGAAAUGACGUGGAAACAACGUUGAUUCAACCAGUGUGUGUGCCAAGUGGGAUGGCUUCAUGGACAUUACUGUACUCUACUACAGAGAUGAUGCAGUAUUAAACAGUCAUGUUUUGAGAUUUUUCUCAAUGGAUUGUGUAAUGUGGCAUGCUUGUUAAGCGAAGACUGGUGGUGGGAACAAAAUGAUAUUGUUUGUCAUUUUCUUCUGCAACUCCCCAAAAGUUAUUUACACAGGUGAAUCAAUGUUAUGUCCUCUGUGGGCAGAUCUGUUACAAGGAAUAGCCAACCAACUCCACCUUCCUUUUCUCCACGCUACAGUCCCUGGACCUGUAUUCUUAAAAACAAGCCUAAAUAAUUUAUAUUUGUGAGAAAGCCACUCCACGUGAAAUGUACUGUCAAUAUGUUUAUAGACAUAUAUGUAUUAAACUUUCCUACAUUAUAAAACGUA